GCCGCCCCCGCUGCCCCCCCUACACCUCCUCCCAGGGUCCAGUGGCGGCGUCUCCUAGCAGCUCGCGCUUCGGCUUGCCCUCGCCGCAAGCUGUCAGCGAUCACGCCCCUUCCCCAGCAGGGCGCCCGGUCCCCCUCCCGGCGCCUCCUCCCACUGCUGCGCGCGGCGGCGGGAGCUGCGUACUGUCCCGGCCCCGCGGGCUGCGGAGAAGCGUCAGCUAAGUGCUCCCGGCUGACAUGCAUCGGCGAUUUGGGGACAUUGUGGUGGGGCCCCGCUUCUCAGACCCCCGUGCCUCAGUCUCAGACCGAGGGAAAAGCCGCGGAUUGGGGCUGAAACUUCGGGAGCGGUGGGCACCAAUAAAGCCACCAAUCCUUCCAACCGCCAGGAGGACUGGGAAUACAUAAUUGGCUUCUGUGAUCAGAUCAACAAAGAACUUGAAGGGCCACAGAUCGCUGUCCGACUGCUGGCCCAUAAGAUCCAGUCUCCACAGGAAUGGGAGGCAGUCCAGGCCCUGACGGUGCUGGAGGCGUGUAUGAAGAACUGUGGCAGGAGAUUUCAUAAUGAAGUAGGAAAGUUCCGGUUUUUGAAUGAGUUAAUCAAAGUCGUCUCUCCAAAGUACCUGGGGGACAGGGUGUCUGAGAAAGUGAAGACCAAGGUGAUCGAGCUGCUUUACAGCUGGACAUUGGCCCUGCCAGAAGAAACAAAGAUCAAGGAUGCUUAUCACAUGUUGAAGAGACAGGGCAUAGUGCAGUCUGACCCGCUGAUCCCCGUGGACAGGACACUGAUCCCCUCUCCACCACCUCGUCCCAAAAACCCUGUUUUUGAUGAUGAGGAGAAAUCCAAGCUUUUAGCCAAGUUGUUGAAAAGCAAAAACCCAGAUGACCUACAAGAGGCCAACAAGCUCAUCAAGUCCAUGGUGAAGGAAGACGAGGCACGGAUCCAGAAGGUGACCAAGCGUCUGCACACUUUAGAGGAGGUUAAUAACAACGUAAAGCUGCUCAAUGAGAUGCUGCUUCAUUACAGCAAAGAGGAUUCUUCAGAGGCAGAUAAAGAGCUCAUGAAGGAGCUGUUUGAUCGGUGUGAGAAUAAGAGGCGGACAUUAUUCAAACUAGCCAGUGAGACAGAGGACAAUGACAAUAGUUUGGGGGACAUCCUCCAGGCCAGUGACAACCUCUCCCGGGUCAUCAGCUCUUACAAAACAGUCGUUGAAGGGCAGGUGGUCAAUGGUGAGGUAGCCACCUCAGCCAUUCCAGACUCUGAAGGAAACCACUCCAGGGACCAAGGCACUCUCAUCGACCUUGCUGAGUUGGACACACCAAGCAGCUCAUCCUCAGUGUCGGCCCCGGCCCCUGCCCCACCGUCCUCCGGCAUCCCUAUCCUCCCUCCACCCCCCCAGACCUCAGGCCCUGGGCGCAGCCACCCAUCCAGUCAUGCCGAGGCCGCCCUGGGACCCAACAGCACAAGCAAUGCCCUCUGCCUGCUGGACGAGGAGCUGCUCUGCUUGGGCCUUGCUGAUCCAGCCCCCACUGCCCCUCCCACAGAGUCAGCUGGAAACAGCCAAUGGCCCCUGUUCCAGAACGAGCAGCUGGACCUGGACUUUGGCGGCCCCGAGCCCGGGAGUGCUGCCGCCAGCCCCUCGGAUGGGCCUCUCGUCCCACCCUCAGCACCGUCCGCGGGCAGCUCCCAGGCUCCACUGCCGCCCUCCUUCCCAGCUCCUGCGGUCCCAGCCAGUGUUCCCGCCCCCAGACCAGGCUCCUUCUUGUUCCCAACUGGUCCGGCCCCAGCCCUCAAGGCUGAGCCCACAGCCCUCGGGUACCACGGCUCAGCUUUGGGCGAUAGCACCCUGCACCAGCUGGAUGCCCUUGAUCAUCUUCUGGAAGAGACCAGAGCGACAUCAGGUCUGGUGAAACCCGUCUCCUCCAUCUUCUUCCCUGGGGCCACCACCUCCCCUCUGGUCCCCACCAGCACCACUGCUCGGCCUCUCCUCCCCUUCUCCCCUGGGCCCAGCAGUCCUCUCUUCCAGCCCCAGGGCAGCCCCAUGAAGGGGCCAGAGCUCUCCCUGGCCAGUGUCCAUGUUCCCCUGGAAUCUAUCAAGCCUAGCAGCGCCCUUCCUGUGACAGCCUAUGAUAAAAAUGGCUUCCGCAUCCUCUUCCACUUUGCCAAGGAGUGUCCGCCUGGACGGCCUGACGUGCUGGUGGUGGUAGUGUCCAUGCUGAACACAGCUCCCUUGCCCAUCAAGAGCAUCGUGCUGCAGGCUGCAGUGCCAAAGUCAAUGAAGGUGAAGUUACAGCCACCCUCUGGGACAGAGCUGUCUCCAUUUAGUCCCAUCCAACCGCCUGCAGCCAUCACCCAGGUCAUGCUGCUGGCCAAUCCGCUGAAGGAGAAAGCGAGGCUUCGGUAUAGGCUGACCUUCGCCCUGGGAGAGCAGCUGAGCACAGAGGUGGGCGAGGUGGACCAAUUCCCUCCUGUGGAACAGUGGGGUAACCUAUGACCCCAGAGGACUCCGUGUCACCUCCGCAUUGAAGCUCAGGCAGGCUGCCACAAGACAGGAGGGCUCUCUGGUCCAGUCAUUCUCCACAUCCUGACUGCAGUGCUUAGAGCUUUGAUACGGAACAGGGGCCCUGGGCAUUGCUGCUGGGAGCCAAGCUGCUGCCGUGAUGAUCUCUCAUUGGCCCCCUAAAAGGACCUGGUUUUUUUGUCUACCUGUGUGACUUGAAGUGGCCAUGUGCUGUCAGGGGUGGGGAGUGGCUCCAGACUCUGCACUAUUGCCCUGGGAACGUGGACCCAAGGCAGGGGAGUAGGUUUUUUCCUCCCAUGCUGGCAUCCUGAUGCCAUAAGGGGGGAGGGCUCUAAAGAGACUUGGCACCCUCCCUCAAGGACCGUGUUCUCACACCCCCCCCCCAGAGGCCUCAGCCCCCUCAUCACUACUUUGUGCUUCCCCUGCUGGCAGGCUCCUCUUGGGAGGUAGGCAAAGCCCAGUGGUCCCAAGUGGCCCUGGGCAUAGAGAAGUUGACAUACUACCGAGUCUCCAGCCUUGCCUUCCAUGGGCAGCAGCAUCCUGGAAUGGCCGCUGGGUGAGGAGUUGUGUGCUCGUCUCUGGUGGUUGCAGGCUGUGUCCUAUGGACAUCGCAGUGGGAUAUGAAACUCAGCCUAUUAAAAACAGAACUUGGCCUUGUGGCAGCCAAAACUAGGGAUACAAAAGAAAAUGGAAGAGAACCAGUGUCUCCCCUUCUCUGGAAGCAGGUACUCAAAGCUUUCUGGGAAAAGUGUGCCUCCUGCCUUGGGAAUAGGCCAUCCUACUCACUACCUCUUGCUUGGCAUGAAAUAAACUGCUCUCCUGCCCUUUGAGUUUGUGAAGGAGAGGACAACUCCCAUCAUCCUCUGCAUUCUCCUGCUUAGGCUUCCCCCCUCUUCCCACCAUUUGGCCUGUGGUAUGGCAUGUAUUUGGGAACAGGCAGCCUCAGGGUCAGGCAUAUUGCACUAGACUUCUUACCUGUUGCCUAGGAACCUUGACUGUCCCCAGCUGCUGAGGGGCAUGUCCGCAAGAUACGGGGUCUGGAGGUGGUGAGAUUAGGAGCCGUGCUUGAAUCGAGUCACCAGACCCUAUUGCUUCGGCAGUGCUCAACCUCCAGCCGCUUGUCCGAGUUGCUCCUUCUACCAGAUGAAAGUGGGCCAGGGACUCCAGGCCUCACGGGGCAAGAAAGGGACAACCACCAGCUGAGGAAAGAGCACUCAGCUCAUCUGGGCCUAGCUGGAUGGCUCCAAGCCAUCUCUGGGGAAAGGUGGCACAUGCCACAAUCCCUGAUCCCUCCCUGCACUUUGCCAGGUUUCCUUACUGUAUCAGAAGGUCCUCUCCCGCUUCCUUUCCAGCUUCCACAAGCAGAAUUCACUGCUUGAUUAGAACAGGUCAAAAGUGAAUCCAUUCACAACAUACAGAGUAAAUCCAAGAGCUUUCCAAAAGCCAGCUGCUAGCAGCCCUGGGAAGGUUUAUGGGAUUACUGUGUGAAAAUACACCUUUAUAAUAAGCUUUAGACAUUAAAAUUGAGUGUUACUACUGAGGUCACUGCUUUGUGACAAAUGGCUGUAUACAAUAUCCCAACUCUGCUGCCCUUGUUCUGCUGCAUGUCAAAUAAAAUCAUUUUUGCCGUA
Molecule: messenger RNA, 4149 nt
Organism: Leopardus geoffroyi (Geoffroy's cat)
Lineage: Eukaryota; Metazoa; Chordata; Mammalia; Carnivora; Felidae
Gene: GGA3
Product: golgi associated, gamma adaptin ear containing, ARF binding protein 3
Exons: 17
Coding region: 533-2491 (652 amino acids)
Biological process (GO): intracellular protein transport; vesicle-mediated transport
Cellular component (GO): trans-Golgi network
Molecular function (GO): phosphatidylinositol binding; ubiquitin binding; small GTPase binding
Source: RefSeq, a predicted model, not a curated record